CUCAGCCGAGGCUCCCUCCCCCACCGGUUAAAUGGGCCGGCGGGACGCAGCCCCCGGAAACUGCCAGGAACUCCGGGGCUGCAGGUGCUACCGACCGCUUGGAGGCUUAGUGAGCGUCAUGGCAGAGCAGGUGGCCUUGAGCCGCACCCAGGUGUGCGGGAUCCUGCGGGAAGAGCUGUACCAAGAUCAUGCCUUCCACCCAUCGGACACGCACGUUUUCAUCAUCAUGGGGGCCUCGGGGGACCUGGCCAAGAAGAAGAUCUACCCCACCCUCUGGUGGCUCUUCCGGGAUGGCCUCCUGCCUGAAAACACCUUCAUCGUGGGCUACGCAGGCUCCCCACUCACCUUGGCCGCCAUCCGCCAACAGAGCGAGCCUUUCUUCAAGGCCUCCCCAGAUGAGAAGGCCAAGCUGGAGGACUUCUUUGCCCGGAACUCCUACAUGGCCGGCCAAUAUGAUGACAGUGCCUCCUACCAGCGCCUCAACCAGCACGUGAGCAGUCUGCACCGGGGUCCACCGUCCAACCGCCUCUUCUACCUGGCCUUGCCCCCCACAGUCUACGAGGCAGUCACCAAGCACAUCCGAGAGAGUUGCAUGAGCCCCACAGGAUGGACCCGCGUCAUUGUGGAGAAGCCCUUCUGGAGGGACCUGCAGAGCUCCAACCAGCUGUCAGACCACAUUUCGUCACUGUUUCAUGAGGAGCAGAUCUACCGCAUCGACCACUACCUGGGCAAAGAGAUGGUGCAGAACCUCAUGGUGCUCAGGUUUGCCAACAGGAUCUUUGGCCCCAUCUGGAACCGGUACAACAUCGCCUGCGUCAUCCUCACCUUCAAGGAGCUCUUUGGCACCGAGGGCCGUGGAGGCUACUUUGACGAAUUUGGAAUCAUCCGGGACGUGAUGCAGAAUCACCAGCUACAGAUGCUGUGCCUGGUAGCCAUGGAGAAGCCCGCUUCCACCAGUUCAGAUGAUGUCCGCAAUGAGAAGUUUAAGGUGCUGCAGUGUAUCUCAGAAGUGAAAGCAGGGAAUGUUGUGCUGGGCCAGUAUGUGGGGAACCCGGAGGCAGAGGGCAAGGCCACCCAGGGUUACCUGGAUGAUCCCACAGUACCUCCAGGUUCCACCACUGCCACCUUCGCUGCACUUGUCCUCUAUGUGCAGAACGAGAGGUGGGAAGGGGUGCCAUUCAUUCUGCGCUGCGGCAAAGCCCUGAAUGAGCGCAAGGCCGAAGUGCGGCUGCAGUUCCGGGAUGUGGCCGGCGAUAUUUUCCAGAAACAGUGCAAACGCAAUGAGCUGGUGAUCCGUGUGCAGCCCAACGAGGCUGUGUACACCAAGAUGAUGACGAAGAAGCCUGGAAUGUUCUUCAGCCCUGAAGAGUCAGAACUUGACCUCACCUAUGGCAACCGCUACAAGAACGUCAAGCUGCCUGAUGCCUUUGAGCGCCUCAUCCUCGAUGUGUUCUGUGGGAGCCAGAUGCACUUCGUGCGCAGUGAUGAGCUGUGUGAGGCCUGGCGUAUCUUCACGCCACUGCUACACCAGAUCGAGCGGGAGAAGGUGCCACCUAUCCCCUAUAUUUAUGGCAGCCGUGGUCCCACAGAAGCAGACGAAUUGAUGAAAAGAGUUGGCUUCCAGUAUGAGGGCACCUACAAGUGGGUGAACCCCCACAAGCUCUGAGCCCACCACAAAAUGCUCCACCCUGGGGGUGAGCUUGGGAUCAUGACCACAGCCACCAGCAUCACCUUCCCAUAGCUUGCUCCCACCCACUCAACAUUCCUGACAGUUGGCCAGGCCCCGGAUUGCCCUCAACCUUUGGCUCCUUGGCACCCAGCCUGACUGCACUCCAUGGCCAACUGGGGCCUCCAGCAUUAAACCUGGUCCAG
Molecule: messenger RNA, 1872 nt
Organism: Suncus etruscus (white-toothed pygmy shrew)
Lineage: Eukaryota; Metazoa; Chordata; Mammalia; Eulipotyphla; Soricidae
Product: glucose-6-phosphate 1-dehydrogenase-like
Exons: 1
Coding region: 32-1666 (544 amino acids)
Biological process (GO): glucose metabolic process; pentose-phosphate shunt, oxidative branch
Cellular component (GO): cytosol
Molecular function (GO): glucose-6-phosphate dehydrogenase activity; NADP binding
Source: RefSeq, a predicted model, not a curated record